AUGUGAACAUGGCGGCUGGGGCAGUGCGUCUGACAAGGAGAGGGUCUGACAUUGGACUUAAAAGAGGAUUCUGUUCUCGUCUAAAUACUGGGACCCUGUGGUAUAAAAGCACACGCCGUGUAUCGUCUUUGUCGGCAGGAUUUCUGUUGGAAAACAUUGUAAACAGGAGCGGUAAAGGAGCUCGAAGUGUGUCGGACUCUUCCGGAUCAAUUCGGUGGUUGACUUUUAGGGUAAAGUCAGUUAUUUCCACCCAGGACACUUAUCAAAAGGAGUCAACAACCUUUUAUGAAUCGAAACGCAUUGUGCGAAUUCACAACUAUGGCAGAAGACUUAUAGACAAGCCAUGGUCAAGAAAUUACUUUAUUUUUAUUAGGGCGUACAGUGGCAAUAGUGGUUAUCAAGAACCACUGUACAAGAGCAAAUCGGGCUACUACGAUAUUUUAGGAGUUUCAGCAAAUGCCACUCAAGCCCAAAUCAAAACUGCCUACUACAAACAGUCGUUCGCGUAUCACCCGGACAGAAAUGCGGGAAGUGACGAGGCUACACUGCGCUUCUCGGAGAUAAACGAGGCAUAUACUGUUCUUGGCAACAAGGCUCUGCGCAAAAAAUACGACCGCGGGUUAUUGAGCUCAUCAGACCUCACAGCUUCUGUCAGACCCUCUACCAAAGACACUCCCCCAGCGAGCUCCACCAAGCGGCAAAGCGACCCCAGAAGGUCCGUGAUGGACCAGGAGGAAAACGCGCGGGUGUUUGACUUCGACAAGUUCUUCAAAGCUCACUACGGCGAGCAGCUGCAGAGGGAACGGGACAUCCGUGUGCGCAAAGUGGAGAUGCUGAAGAAGAGAGAAGAGAGCAUCGCGGAACAGAGAAUGGACCGAAUAAUGGGCUUUGGAGUGGGGAUGCUCCUGGCGAUGGCCAUCGGGAUUUUCAUAAGCCUUAAACGGAGCUGAAAAAGUGCAAUAUGUUUACAUUAUGAAAAGCUUUAAAAUGUCUUGAAUAGGUCUUCUGGAAGUGAAGACGACUUUGCCAUUUCUGCAUCAUUUUCAGUGCAGAGUUGUUGCUACUUUCGUUGUGCAAUACCCGUGGAACUGGUAUUUACUGUUUUUUAAGUGCUACUCAAACACUAGAGCAGCUGUUUUGAGAAAGUGUUGGAACUGAUGUUGGGAAAAUCAUCAGACAUACAUGACUGUCAUUGUUAGCACUCUCUCUACUGCUGUCUUCUACGACUUUCAUAAAGUCCCUUGUAUUUAAGUACCCAGAGACAAGUGGGCACAUAAAUUAAAUAAAUGGUUUUAACAUUAUUUAAUUAGAACAAAGGUUUGUGAUUUCUGUUUGCCAAAUAAAUAUGGAAUGAAACAAUGCCAAUAUUGCAUU
Messenger RNA from Periophthalmus magnuspinnatus, 1374 nucleotides. RefSeq lists its product as uncharacterized. The record is from RefSeq and is a predicted model, not a curated record. Lineage: Eukaryota; Metazoa; Chordata; Actinopteri; Gobiiformes; Gobiidae. Bases 9 to 950 code for a protein of 313 amino acids. The transcript has a single exon.